Cladophialophora psammophila CBS 110553 is the source of this 1776-nucleotide messenger RNA. RefSeq lists its product as uncharacterized. NCBI's taxonomy places the organism in Eukaryota, Fungi, Ascomycota, Eurotiomycetes, Chaetothyriales, Herpotrichiellaceae. Gene Ontology annotation, cellular component: Mcs4 RR-MAPKKK complex. The transcript is spliced from 3 exons. The record is from RefSeq and is a predicted model, not a curated record. Gene Ontology annotation, biological process: osmosensory signaling via phosphorelay pathway. The coding region runs from base 1 to 1776 and encodes 591 amino acids. Gene Ontology annotation, molecular function: protein kinase activator activity; phosphorelay response regulator activity.
AUGCAGAGAAAAAUAUGGGUGAAACGACCCGGUGCUUCCCCGACCCGAGUCGAAAUCGCCGAAGACGACCUGGUUGAUAACGUGCGCGAUGUCAUCUUACAAAAAUACGCCAAUUCCCUCGGUCGCACCAUCGACGCCCCGGACAUUACGCUCAAAAUCAUCAGCCGUGAACAUAACAAUAAAAAUGUGAGCGCCGAGCGUCCCUUGGGUCCCGAGGAGCCCAUUGGUGCCACCCUCGACGCAUAUUAUCCUGGCGGCCAACAGGUUGAUGAAGCUCUCAUCAUUGAAGUAGCUGCCCGCAGAACUCCCCGCGCCUCUCCUCGCGCUGGAAACCAUCAGAUCUCCUACUAUUAUACCGAUCAAUACCGUCCCGAUGACGCCGCUCGAGAAUAUUUUCCUCCCAUGCCGCUCCACUCUCCUCACCUUGCUCACGUUCCUCAUCCCAACUCGGUUUCCCAUUCCAUGGCCGUCUUGACCACCGGUCAGCUGCCCCCUCUACCUAGUCCCGGCUCCCACGGCCAGAGAAGGCACGCAAGGCCAAAAUAUGGAAGGCAGCACACGAGCAGUCCAACCAUCCUCCACACCGUUCAGCCGAAUGGUCAAAUCGGGGAGGAUGCUCAGCUCUUUGUUUUUUUUGGUACAGAAUCUAAAGCACAGCUCAAUGGGCCCGCCCCUUCGGCGGCCCCUCUUCCUACCCCUCCGACUCAGGGCCCGAACGAACACAAGCCCUCGAUCACGCCCCCCAAUCGAGUCUCGUCUCCACAUCCUGGGCAGAAACUCAGGAGACGGAAAGGUCCUGCUUUCGGCCGGUCUGUCAACGGUGAUCUACAGGCUCCUCCUAAGUCUCUGCCUGCUGCUGCAAGUCUGUUGGACGGAACAGUCCCUCCCAUCAAUGUCUUGUUGGUGGAGGACAACGUCAUCAACCUGAAAUUGCUCGAGGCCUUUAUGAAACGCCUGAAGGUGCGAUGGAAGUCUGCCAUGAAUGGUAAGGAAGCAGUGGCUAUGUGGAGGACAGGUGGAUUUCAUUUGGUCUUGAUGGAUAUCCAGCUGCCGGUAAUGAAUGGCCUGGAAGCCACCAAAGAGAUCCGACGACUCGAGGCUGUGAACGGCAUUGGCGUUUUCAGUGGCAGCCCCAUCGAGACCGCCCUGAGGAAUCCCCAGAUGAAUGGCGGUCCUGUGGGCGAGGCCGAUGCCCUACCUGACCGCAGCUUGUUCAAAAGUCCCGUCAUCAUUGUGGCUUUGACUGCCAGUAGUUUGCAGAGUGACAGGCACGAAGCAUUGGCCGCUGGCUGUAACGACUUCUUGACAAAGCCGGUCAACUUUGUGUGGAUGGAGCGCAAAGUCACGGAAUGGGGCUGUAUGCAAGCAUUGAUCGAUUAUGAUGGGUGGCGGAAGUGGAAGCAGUAUGCCGCUGAUAAGGCUGCUGAAGACCCAGCCAAGAAGGCGGCCGAAGAAAAAGACGAAAAGGCCAAAGCAAAGGCCGCGCUCAAAGCCAUGUUCUCGAGACCGCCGCCGACUACAAAGAAGGACAAGGACAGUGGAACAAGCAGUGGAUCUACCACCACCGCCACCACCACAACAACAACUACGGCGGCGACAACAACCAAUGCCAGCACCGAGAGAACAUCAACUCCGGUGCAGAAUGGAACGGCUAAAAAAGGGAGCGGUUCGAGUCAAGGCUCAAAUACAAGAACCCACAAGAGUAGUCGAAGUAAUGCUAGCGGAGGUGGGGGAAGUUUGGAAAGCAUGGCAGAGGAGGACGAAAAGGCAGCAUGA